CCAUUCCGAUACGUGGUGCGUGGCGGUUGUGUGCGCGCAACUUUCUUUCUUGAAUUUCUUUUGCUGUCAUUCCCGGUGGAAGGCAGACUGGCGGGCAGUCCGAGGCGCCCACUAUUGAGAGCAGCGUCGAAUCAGUGGCAACAAUAGACACGACACAGAGAGUGGCUGCUAGCAGCUUCUCCCCUCCCAAUCAAAGGCAAUCAACUAGGGGACAAAAGACGCAAACAACGCGCCAGCCCAACGGUCACUGAAAUUGAAAUUGUGCAGCCCCAAACGUAAGCGCCCCACGUACCCCACCGAAAAACGUAAGGCCGCUGAUCAGACAGAGACAGAGCACCGCAGUCAGUCCGUGAGACGGUCUCAUAGCCAGCGGUCGCCGUUCCGUGCUCGCUCCGUGCCGUGUGCCCCUUUACCCUGCUCCCCCACAAAGAAAAUCUGUGUUCCCCCCUCAGCCGACAAAGUGAAACGUACGAUGGGCCACAUCAGUGCAAAGUGUGUGAAAAGUGUGCAAUUGCUUCAAUAUUACUAAGAUAAAGGGCUGACAACUGCUGCAAAAAGCAAGGAAAAUAUCAAAUAAAAAUAUAUUGAAUACACUCGGUUCAAAAAGCAAAUCUUGGAUACGAAACGAAACGAUUAUAGCGAGAAAAAUCACAAGCGAAAAGAUGGCUUGCGGCAUAUCGUGUGUCGACAAGACACUCAACAAAUCGUUCUACCAUCUGGGCAUCAAGAUAGCCAAACAUCCCGGCUAUUUCAUCAUUAUACCAGUCCUGCUCACACUGCUCUGUAUGACGGGCUAUCAACAAUUGAAGUAUCAAAUCGAUCCCGAAUAUCUAUUCUCGCCAAUUGCGGGGGAGGGCAAGACUGAACGUGCUGUUGUUGAGCAAUAUUUCAAAGUGAAUUAUACGCAUCGCUUCAAUGUCGGACGCAUUACAAGGCCCGGUCGCUUUGGGCGUGUCAUAGUGAUAACAAAGGAUGGCGAUGAGAAUAUGAUAAGGCGAGAGGUGUUCCAGGAGCUGCGUACGCUGGACAAUCUCAUACAGAAUGCGUCGAGCACCUACGAUGGGGACACCUACACCUACAAGGAUAAUUGUGCACGCUGGGAGAACGAGUGCUUCGAGAAUGAUAUACUCAAUCUGGAUGCACUGAUGGAUGAUCUCGAAGCGGGACAACUGAAUCUAACGUUCCCAUUCAUGUUCAAUCCCGUCACCUGGGAUGCGCAUCUCUUUCCCGUUUUCUUUGGCGGCACAAAGCUAACGGAGGACAAUUAUGUGAUCAGUGUGCCAGCCAUCCAGCUGGUGUACUUUGUGACUGCCGACAAUAAGCGACAGGAUGCCAAGGGCGCCGAAUGGGAGGAGACCUUCCUGCGUGUGGUGGGUCAGGCCGAGGAGUCGGGUCUGUUCAAGCACAUUUCCGUGUCCUACUUUGCCUCGCGCACCCUCGACCACGAGCUGGAGAAGAACACCAAGACGGUGGUGCCGUACUUCAGCUCCACCUUCCUGCUGAUGGGCCUCUUCAGCAUCAUCACCUGCAUGAUGGGCGAUGCCGUGCGCUCCAAGCCCUUCCUCGGACUGAUGGGCAAUGUGUCGGCCAUUAUGGCCACACUGGCAGCCUUUGGCCUGGCCAUGUACUGCGGCAUUGAGUUCAUAGGCAUCAAUCUGGCAGCGCCCUUUCUGAUGAUUGGCAUUGGCAUUGAUGACACAUUUGUGAUGUUGGCCGCCUGGCGACGCACCAAAGCCAAAAUGCCGGUGGCCGAGCGCAUGGGACACAUGAUGUCCGAGGCGGCUGUUUCCAUUACAAUCACCUCGGUCACUGACUUUAUUUCGUUUCUGAUCGGCAUCAUCAGUCCCUUCCGUUCGGUGAGGAUAUUCUGCACCUAUUCGGUGUUUGCCGUAUGCUUCACGUUCAUGUGGCACAUCACAUUCUUUGCGGCAUGCAUGGCCAUCUCGGGGUACAGGGAGCGCAAGAAUUUGCAUUCCAUAUUCGGUUGCCGUGUCCAGCCGAUGUCGGUGGCGAUUAAAGAGAAACGCAACUUCCUCUACAAGGCGAUCAUGGCGGGCGGCAUUGACAGCGCCGAUCCCGAUAAUCCCAUUGACAACAAGGAUCACAUGCUGAUGGCCUUCUUCAAGGACAAAAUGUCCGCGGUGAUCAACAACAAGUGGUGCAAAAUAAUCAUUAUACUGGCCUUUGCCAGCUAUCUUGUGGGCGCCUGCUACGGCAUUACGCAGAUCAAGGAGGGUCUCGAGCGGCGCAAGUUGUCCCGCGAGGACUCGUACUCCGUGGAGUUUUUCGAUCGUGAGGACGAUUACUAUCGAGAGUUUCCCUAUCGCAUGCAGGUAAUCAUUGCCGGUCCAUUGAACUACUCGGACCCAUUGGUGCAGCAGCAGGUGGAGAAUCUGACGAGCACUUUGGAGCACACUUCGUAUGUCACGUCCAAACGUUACACCGAGUCCUGGCUGCGCUCGUUCCUGUCCUUCCUGGAGCGCAACAACGAGCUGCUGAAUGCCACCAUCGAUGAUGAGCAAUCCUUCAUCGAUGCGGUCAAGGAGCACUGGCUCUUCCCCGGCAAUCCCUUCUCGCUGGAUGUGCGCUUCAACGACGAUGAGACGCAGAUCAUUGCCUCGCGUUUCCUCAUUCAGGCUGUCAACAUUACGGACACCAAUCAUGAGAAGGAAAUGGUGCGGGAUCUGCGAAAAAUCUGCCGCGACUCUCCGCUGAAUGCUUCGAUCUUCCAUCCGUAUUUCGUGUUCUUCGAUCAGUUCGAGCUCGUGCGUCCCGUCUCGCUGCAGGCCAUGAUCAUUGGAGCUAUAAUCAUGAUGAUCAUCUCGUUCAUCUUCAUCCCGAACAUCCUCUGCUCGCUGUGGGUGGCCUUCUCGGUGAUUUCCAUUGAGCUUGGCGUCGCCGGCUACAUGGCCCUGUGGGAUGUCAAUCUGGACUCCAUUUCGAUGAUCAAUCUGAUCAUGUGCAUUGGCUUUUCGGUGGACUUUACCGCUCACAUUUGCUACACGUACAUGUCCUCGAAGAAGCGCAGUCCCAAGGCGCGUGUCCGCGAGGCGCUCCACUCGCUGGGGCUGCCCAUCGUUCAGGGUUCCAGCUCCACGAUUCUCGGCAUUGUGGCCCUGCUGCUGGCACAGAGCUACAUCUUCCUGGUCUUCUUCAAGAUGGUCUUUCUGGUCGUGUUUUUUGGCGCCAUGCACGGCCUGUUCCUGCUCCCGGUGCUGCUCUCCCUCUUUGGGCCCGGCUCCUGCCUGACCUGGACGGGCCGGGAUGAUGGCAGCGAGGACGAGAUCGAUGACAGCCUGGACGAGCGCAAGCCGGAGAAGCCUUUCUCUCAGUCCUACUACAUGCAGUACCCCACGAUGGGCAUCAAUGGACCCUACGGCUCCAAGGGCUUCCUCGGCGCGCCCUACAAGGCGUAUGGCGUGGACGAGAAGGACCAGGGACUGGGCACCUCGGGCGAGGAUUCGUCGGAGAGCAGCUCCAGUCGAUCGCAGCGCCGCCAGCAGCUGGCCAAUGCCGCCGCAGAGGAGGAGGCGGCGACACAGGAUCCCCGCCGGCGUUACGAGGAGGGUUGGCGUCGCUCCUCCUACCAGAACAUUUACGGCCCCAAUGCCAGCAUUAUUGCCGGCCAUGUGCAGGCGCAGUUCCAGGCACAGCCCGAUCUCUAUGGCCAGCAGGUGUCGGCGGCCGAGUGGCGCCAGCGGCUGGACGCCCACGAGCAGCAGCAGCAGCAGCGCAGUCGGCAGCGACGCAGCCCGUACGAGAACUACGACCUGGACAUGCAGCGAGCGCGUCGCAACUCCCACGGGGACAUCAUUGACAUCAUGCAGGGCACGCCCAACUCCUCGGUGGAUGAGCGACUGCGGCGUCCGUACACCAGCCAAGAUCGAGCAGUGCUGAGCGGUGGAAGCGGCGACGAGGGCAGCUAUAGGCAGCAGCCAGGCCGGGACUCACCACCGACUGCCGCACUGCCGCCACUGGGGCAUGCAUCCUCUGCCAAGCGUUACCAUCGCAGACGCUCCUCGGAGGACUCGACGCGCCACCAUCAGCGCUGGCCGGCGAACAUCGAGGAGCGUCGUGCGCGACGCACCCAAUCGCCCGCACAGCGCCAACCAGAGACUGCCCCGCCGCCCAGCUUCGCCUAUCGCUCAUCCUCGCAUCACAAUCUCUAUCAGCCACACAAGAGCGGCCACAAGGCCACCAAACAGCCACCCACCUACCAGUAUGGGGAUUACUAUCAUUAGAGCAGGAAGGAUCCAUGGAGGCAACUGAAAAGAGAGACAGGAAGGAAGAGAGCAGCGUGGAGCAGAGCAAAUUGUCUUGUCAACGUGUUAUACCAAUUAAGUUAGGGCGAACCUUCAAACGGAACUAACUCUCAGCCGAUUUUGUCUUCAAUCUGUAGCUUGCCCCUCCCCCGUCAGUUGAGGCAAACACCAACAGGGUCACACUGCCACAAAGCAGUGUGCACCCAUCGAAAAUUUGUCAGCUCAUUUAUUUAUGCGAAAGCGAAACAUUUCAAACAAAAGAGCGCCCAAGUCACACAACUUAAGGUACCAUCUACACACAAAUACUACAUUCUACAUACCAUAACUACAUGCAUAUGUAAUUACAUAUGUAGAUAUAUUUAGCAUCAUGUCUAAAUGUUACUUGAGUCAGACUUAGGGUUCCUUUCUCCCCCAUAUCAGUGUUUAUUUAAAUUAAUUUCUAGCUUUAGUGUUCCAAUGAUGAUAAAUAUAUAAAUAUAAAAUAAUAAUAAUUACUGUAAAGAUGUAAAGAUGAUGCAAAUGCAAAUGCAAGCGCUGAAUAUUUAAUAACUAUUAAUUGUUAGUGGGCCAAACACACACACGCACACACACACACCUAGGCCUGUCUGUAUUCGAAUAUUAAGCAAUAUCUGGGGACAAGUUUUUGUAAAGAAAAAAAGCGUUUACAAUUUUUUUGCUAUUAAAUAAAAAAUUUUAUAUUUUCC
Molecule: messenger RNA, 4966 nt
Organism: Drosophila subobscura
Lineage: Eukaryota; Metazoa; Arthropoda; Insecta; Diptera; Drosophilidae
Gene: Ptr
Product: patched domain-containing protein 3
Exons: 9
Coding region: 663-4241 (1192 amino acids)
Cellular component (GO): plasma membrane; cytoplasmic vesicle membrane
Source: RefSeq, a predicted model, not a curated record